Molecule: messenger RNA, 1949 nt
Organism: Truncatella angustata
Lineage: Eukaryota; Fungi; Ascomycota; Sordariomycetes; Amphisphaeriales; Sporocadaceae
Exons: 4
Coding region: 134-1852 (572 amino acids)
Biological process (GO): DNA-templated transcription; regulation of DNA-templated transcription
Cellular component (GO): nucleus
Molecular function (GO): zinc ion binding; DNA-binding transcription factor activity, RNA polymerase II-specific; DNA binding
Source: RefSeq, a predicted model, not a curated record
UUUCAUCCUUCUUAUGAGCUGAAUCUACUUAGCUCGGUUCGGACCCUUCCCAACCCUCAUCCCACCUGGCCCAACGACUUUUCUUUCGGCGUUGCUUAUCCCUCCGGCUUUCAUCCAUCUCCGAUAGGGCACGAUGGAAGGGGAAAGUUCCACAGAAAUCGGUGCGACGUACGGGGCGCCACAACAGCAAGACACGGAAGCAAGACCAACAGUUGCAUGCUUACGAUGCCGGGAUCAGAAGCUCAGGUGCGACCGUGAUGUCCCGUCAUGUAUGAGGUGCCGCAAGCAAAGAGCCGUGUGCAAGUAUCCAUCGCCGCCAAACCGAAGACGCAUCGCGCAGAAGACGAGCGAGGCCAAGGCAGCAGCCGCGGUAGCAGCGUCGCAGGUCAAUGUUGUAGAGCAUGUUCAACAGCCUGAAGUUUCUAUAGCGUUGAGCUCAAGAAAGAAGCAACGCAUCGUUGAAAACGAUGGUAAAGAUGAAAUCAGACGUGAACAUAUUCCUGACCCCAACCUCAACCAUACCUCUGAAGAUACCGCAACUGCCGAAUUGCCCUCAACGGAAGUUGGCCUGCUACUUCUGGAAAUAUACUUCAAGCGAGUCUACAACGCUACGCUUUUGUUUCACAAGACCGUAGCAUUCCAGCUCUAUCGGCAGGAUGGCAUACCUGGCUACCUUCUUCGUGCCAUCUUCGCGCAUGCGGCUACCUUCUUGGAGCAAGUCGACUCUCCAUACGAAGAAAAUAUCAAGAUAAUUCCCAUGCCAAAGCUUUCGGAAAAGUCUUGGUCGUGGGCACGGGCCGCAAGUCGAGAGGCCCUCUCAUACGCAGACGAGCCCACGCUCGUCAGAAUACAAGCCUUGCAAGUUUUGGAGCUUUACUACUUCUCUAGGGGUGAGAUCCAUCGCUCCAUAAUACACGCAUCCCUGGCCUACAAACUUAGUCAGCUCCUCGGCUAUGACAGGCUGCAUGGUAGUGGUGCACUUCCUUCAGCGUACCGGAACCUGCAGUUCGAUCACGAGAUAAAACGACGGUGCUUCUGGGCGAGUUGGUGCAGUAUCCUUAUCGGUAGUCAGCCCUUGGAUUCAUCGAGGGUGUGUGAGAAGGUCAUGGGUUUACCCCUACCAGCAAGACUUGGGAACGGAGGGCUGGCGCAAGCAAUAGAGCUCAAGCUAGGCCAACGGAUGGGAGUGGACUGGACAACAAGCACCGAGUCCUCACCCCCGAGCCAGUCUGGUUUGCCGCCGUGUUCGUUGAUGGCAGAACUUAUCAAGCUUUUGGGUAUAUGGACCAAAGUCAAAGCUUUCAUUUGUGAACCGCUAAACAGCUCUGACCCGCAACGAACCGUUCAACUAAACAAACUGACCGAGCUUCUCGAUCGUGAAGGACGGUCUCUGAACUUACCUCUUACUAAACUCCAGGCUCGAGCUGAAGUUUACGAGGAGAGCCCUGAGCUUCUCACAUCUGUGACAUCCGUAUACUACCUCAGUCAAAUGCUCCUGUAUGCUUCCAGAGUCCCCAUGUUCUCGGGUCGUUUUGCCGAAUCCGCAGAUUCAAGGAAAUCAGUGCAGCAGAACGGCGAGAUGACUUUUCAACAUGCGACUGGAUUUGCGGAGCUUUUAAAACAGUUUGCUUCAGAAGACUUAGAUAUUACGAGGCUAUGGCCUUUCGUCGGUUAUGCAACCUUUGUGGCAGGGAGUGUGUUUGUGUCAUACAGGAACACGAUGCAGUCAGCUGGAUCGGGAUGCCAAUCCGGACAGGUCCCUGUACCGCUUUCGGAAGAGCUUAAGACCAUUAAGACAACAUUAGGGGUAUUGAGCAUCUACUGGAAGCCACUACGCAUUUUGCCAAGUUGAACAAAGCAAUUGAAACCGGCCAGUCCGGCGACCUAGAAUUGCUUACCGCGGGUAUCUAUCCAUGGGACACAUUUCGCUCCAGCCACUCAUCUUGGAA